Messenger RNA from Laetiporus sulphureus 93-53, 1215 nucleotides. RefSeq names its product alpha/beta-hydrolase. Gene Ontology annotation, molecular function: phosphatidylcholine lysophospholipase A1 activity; monoacylglycerol lipase activity. The record is from RefSeq and is a predicted model, not a curated record. Gene Ontology annotation, cellular component: endoplasmic reticulum membrane. NCBI's taxonomy places the organism in Eukaryota, Fungi, Basidiomycota, Agaricomycetes, Polyporales, Laetiporaceae. The coding region runs from base 1 to 1215 and encodes 404 amino acids. The transcript has 5 exons. Gene Ontology annotation, biological process: phosphatidylserine catabolic process; monoacylglycerol catabolic process.
AUGGCAGACACUAGACCCUCCACUCGUCCCAGCCUGGGCUUCCUUGCUCGCGCACACAAGUUCGCAUUCUAUGCUACUAUCUUAUACGUGGUGGUGGUCGUCCUUCUUGCGCAUCCUUUCAUCCAGCGACAUGUCUCUUAUCAGCAUGCCAUCACGGAGCCAUGGCACACCACGUUUGACGUUCCGGAAAGGUAUGGACUCGCCCCGGGCAAGACUCUCAACCUCAACCUAACAACGUCUGAUAAUGUCACCCUCGGUGCAUGGUUCAUCCUUGCGGAUCCGUUUUAUCAACAGCGUCGGCGCUCACAUCCAUCACCGUACCUGUCUUCGCAACCAUCCCUCUCAACAGUGGAGGAAGCAAUCAAUGCUGGCCCCACGAUCCUCUACUUUCAUGGUGCUGCUGGGUCCCGCUCGACGACCUGGCGCAUUCAGCACUACAUUGCAUGGUCCGCUCGCAUGCAAGCGAAUAUCUUCGCCAUCGAUUACCGCGGCUUCGGGGACAGCGCAGGCAUACCGUCCGAACCUGGCCUCGCGAUCGAUGCAUACACAGCGUGGAACUGGCUCAUGGACCACGGCGCUGGGCCACAAGACGUGCUCAUCAUUGGGCACAGCUUAGGCACUGGUGUAGCGAGCAAACUGGGGUCGCAAUUGGCGAGAGAAGACGUGAAGCCGAGAGGAAUCGUGCUGAUUGCGCCAUUCUCCAGCGUCUCCGCGCUGAUAGAGACAUACGACCUCUUUGGCGUCCCGUUGCUGCAGCCCUUGCAGAACUUUGCUCUUGGGCGAAAGCUCAUUAAACGCCUCGCGCGUGAGGCAUAUGAUACGCUAUCAGUCAUUCGAGAGUUCAACGUGCCAACGCUGAUCGCACACUCGACUAGCGAUAUGGAGGUCCCGCACUCCCACUCCCGCACGCUUCUGGACCAUCUGCUCGGCCCCCUUCUCCCGCCUGAAGUCCCGCUCCCGCUCGAGCCUGGGAAACCAAUAUCCCACGAGCGCUUUACGGCGUUCACCGAGGCGCAGGCCAAGCGCAAGGAAGCACGGACUGCGUUGGUCAGGAAAGUAGAGGUGCCUGCCUUUGGCACGAUGGAGGAGUUUGACGGAGUUUAUGGUCGAGUGGUGUACGUGGAGACCUCCUGGGGCGCCCAUAGCAAGGUGGGCCUGCAGGAAGGUGUGCAGGAUGCAAUCUCCUCGACGUUCCGGUUGGGCGGGAAUCUAUGA